CCUUUGCUUCCGUGAAUCUCAAAACCCGUAUUUGAAAACCCUUUGCUUCGGUUAAUCACAAAACCCUAGGAAUUGACUCGUCAUCUCCAUUAGUGGUGAUUUAUGUUGGAGCCAUAAGAAUCACUGAUUUUAGAAAGAGGGAUCCGUUCUUGGAUUGGGAUUGUGUGUGGGGGGUGGCCUAAAUCUACCAAAAAAAAUUGUGGGUUUUGGAACAAAUUUAGAUUUUGUGAAGUGAUAUGAGUUUUUGAAUAUGACCAAUGGAAGAUAACUAGAAGAAACUAACUUGGAUUGUUUGGUAAAUUACUUCAUUUUGAUAAACAUCAAUGGUGCUUGUUAAGAUUUAUGCUAAUAUUAAUAAGGGAAACGACAUUCCGAGGUUACUGUACUCUAGUCAAGUAGCUGUUCGAGAUAAUUUGUCCUGCACCAUCUAUAAUGGCCAACUUCCCAGAUGAUAUCGUGAUGGACAUCCUUGCUAGGUUGCCUGUGAAGUCGAUCUUACGAUUCAGGUGUGUAAACAAGGCGUGGUGCAAGUUGUUGAAAGGCCGCAAUUUUGUUCAAAAGCACCUAAACCGUGCCACCGAAAAGAACAAAUUCAGUCUUUUGGUUAAUCUGGUAAGGACAUCUACACCAUGAGUUAUGAUCCAACAUCUUCUAUAUUAAAUCGUCCCGUGAAAACUAACUGCCCUGUAAGGUCUAAAAGUGGAAUUGCGGUUUUUGGGUACUGUAAUGGCUUGGUCUGCAUAAGUUCUAGUGGGACAAAAGUUCUAUUCCUUUGGAACCCGGCCACUCAGGAGUAUAAGAAAUUACCUAUUCCAGAACUUCGCUUCCCCCGGCAGCACAUUUGCCAAAUUGACUAUGUAUUUGGCCAUGAUGACAAGAGUGAUGAUUUCAAAGUGGUUUUUGUAGCAUCUUAUAGACACAUAGCUAGGAUUGAGGUUCAUAUUUUUACAUUAAGAUCUGACUCGUGGAGAUACAUUGGCGAAUUCCCGUAUGAUGUCUCUAAAGAUUCAAGAAUGUCUGAUAUAGCUCGUGUGCCUGUUAAUGGAGCUCUUCACUGGAUAGCAGUUAUUGACUGUGACGACAUUGACUGCGAAGCUAUUAUAUAUUUUGACUUUGAGAAAGAGACUUUCGAAAGCAUGCCAUUGCCUAAGAUUCCAAAUCCCUUGGCUGAUGACACCUUCGUUUAUGCAAAGUUUGUUAGAAGACUGUGCGUGUUAGGAGGUUCUCUUUGUUUAAUGUGUUCUAAUCCAGAGGCUUCUAUCGAUGUGUGGCAUUGGACAGCGAAACAAGAAAUUCUUGGACUAAACUUUUCACUGUCGACCAACAAAAGCUUUCUGGAUGUGUUUCAAACUGGAUGCCCUUAAGGUCUUGUGAAAAUGGUAGGAUUCUAUUAGGAUUGGAGAUGGGGGAUGCUAGUUUGCAUAUGAUCCUGUAUGAUCCAAAGGAUGAAUCAAGUGAACAUCUCAGGCCUUUUCAGGUUGCAAGGGAGUGUUUAUUAAGUACUUCUGCCUAUGUAGAGAGCUUAGUGUCCCUUAAUUCAGGUACUUAUUUAUGGCAAGGACAGGUGGAAUGCUCUAAAGAAGAAGACGGCUAUUACUUAGACGUCGAAGAAUAUUCUGAAGAAGAUUCUGAUUCUGAUUCCGAUGAAGAAUAUGAUUAUGGUUUCGAUGAAGAAGAUGAUUAUGGUUCUGAUGAAGAACACAUUGGUGAAGACUCGGAAGAAGAUAAUGAUGAGGAUGAUGAAGAAGACGACGAACAAGAAGAUACUGAGAGCAGCAAAAAGAAACGAGAAGAAGAUGAUAAAGAAGUACUAAAUGAUAUCAGGAAGAUGUUCACGACUCUAAAGAAACCCAAGAUGUAGGUUUUUUAGGUACUUAUUUGAAGAAGUUAAACAUGAAGUCAUUUUGUUAUAUCGUUUUUACUUUUUUCACUAAUUCUGCCAUUCAAGUGUUAUGUUUUCUGUGGGAACUGGGAAUAUGGCCAGACCAGACAAG
This is a messenger RNA of Papaver somniferum (opium poppy), 1994 nucleotides long. Its product is annotated as nucleolin-like. The record is from RefSeq and is a predicted model, not a curated record. Lineage: Eukaryota; Viridiplantae; Streptophyta; Magnoliopsida; Ranunculales; Papaveraceae. The coding region runs from base 1355 to 1861 and encodes 168 amino acids. The transcript has 2 exons.